Molecule: messenger RNA, 610 nt
Organism: Cantharellus anzutake
Lineage: Eukaryota; Fungi; Basidiomycota; Agaricomycetes; Cantharellales; Hydnaceae
Exons: 1
Source: RefSeq, a predicted model, not a curated record
GAAUAAUAACGCAGGAGGCUCUCAUCUGUUGCCCUCACGCGCGUUGUCGGUGGAAGCCUCAGUGGACCCUUCUUCAUCCCAAGGGGCCCAAGUGAGCUCAUAUGGGCGUUCUGACGCGAGUCCUGCAAUUCCGUCAACCCCGGACGACACGCCGAAUAGUCCCUCACCAGAUUUCUCAGACCUACCCUUCAUUCCUCGAGUACUCUAUGCCUACGGUCUCAAGAGAGAUGCAAAAUCCAAAAAGGGCUAUUGGAAUAAGCACAAAUGAUCACUGACCAUGCCCGCUAUGCUCUGACGAUUUCCACAAAUCAAGAUCCACAUCGUCGAAUGAGAAUGAUUGGUGGAGGCAUCUCCAGCAGAUGCAUCUCAAGAACGAUGUGAUCUCAUACAUUGCGAAAAGCCAUCGCAUCGACAUCAUAGCCCUUCUAUUUUUGCAACUCUUUGAGUCCGUUUCGAGGAGCGUCACGAUGAAUGAUGAUUUGAGCCCACUCGUGAAGAGCACGAUGAGAUCUGGGUUUUUUACUCGGUGUACGGUGAAAAUCGAACAGAUGGACCAACCAUCAGUACGAUCGAGGAAGGAAAGGGGCACUAUCCCAGGCUGAUGGCUCGA